Messenger RNA from Puccinia triticina, 315 nucleotides. RefSeq lists its product as uncharacterized. NCBI's taxonomy places the organism in Eukaryota, Fungi, Basidiomycota, Pucciniomycetes, Pucciniales, Pucciniaceae. Gene Ontology annotation, cellular component: mitochondrial matrix. The transcript has 4 exons. The record is from RefSeq and is a predicted model, not a curated record. The coding region runs from base 1 to 315 and encodes 104 amino acids. Gene Ontology annotation, molecular function: metal ion binding; ATP binding; protein folding chaperone.
AUGUCUAUCAGCCUUCGAUCAAUUUCGUCCCUGAAACCAACGCUCGACCGGAUUCUGGUCCAACGUGUCAAAGCGGAGACCAAGACCGCAUCAGGCAUUUUCUUACCUUCAUCCGUCACAGAGAAGCAGGUACCCGAAGCCACGGUCCUGGCCGUAGGUCCAGGAGGGCGUGAUCGUGACGGAAAACUUAUCCCAAUGGAAUUCAAAACCGGAGAUAAGGUCCUCCUGCCAAGCUACGGCGGCCAAUCCAUCAAGGUUGGGGAUGAGGAAUACCAUCUGUUCCGUGACGCCGAAAUCCUAGCAAAAUUUACAUAG